CAACAAUGGAACAUCAAUUAAAGAUAAUCUUCCUAUUUUUCGCUUCCAUCCUUACUUUUGGUGAAGCAUCUCACUCAAGAUUACCUCGAAUGAUCAACGCUGAUUUUGCCAAAAGAGGUCAAUUUCCAUCUGCAGUCUUAUUUCAAGGCAAAACUUGGUGGAAACAAAAUACUUGUGGAGCUGUCGUUAUUGACAAAAAUUACGUUCUAACUGCCGCUCAUUGUGUCACAAGCUUAAAACCCAAGGACAUUACUUUAUACUUUGACAUUUUAAAUCGAUCUGAGAUGAAAAAAGCCACAAAACGAAGUGUCACUAACAUAAAAGUCCACGAAAAAUACGAUCCAAAAUACAAAUCAAUACAGGGAAACGACUUGGCACUGCUCAAACUAAACAAACCCUUAAGCUUUCAUAACAAGAAAAUUCAACCAGCAGUUUUAGCUGAUCCAAAAGUCGAUUACACCGAUAAAUGGUCAGAACUUGCUGGAUGGGGUCAUACCGAGUAUAAAACUCUAAGUGAAGAACUUCGUUUCUUUCGUUCACAAAUUUUGGAUGAUCAGGAUUGUAAAGAUAUUUUGAUCGAUUCGACGCAUGAUUUGACUCCUGACAAGAUUUUAUGUCUUUGGGUCGAUGAAAAUGCAUUUCCAACUCCUUCGGCGUAUAAAGGAGAUUCUGGAGGACCAGUUUAUCUCAAUGGAACUAAUACGCUAGUUGGAAUUAUAAGUUUUGUUUAUCGACAUGACACGAAACCCACUUUUAAUGUCCGUAUCGCGAAUUAUAUUGACUGGAUUAAGAAAAAUAUGAAAUAACGAAAGGACCCGUAAACUCGUUCUACCCGUCAAAAGUUCUUAGAAACAGGAAUUAACGCUUGAAAGUAUGCAAUCAACUUAAUUUUCAACCAAAAUAAAUGAUUUGGAGAUCA
This is a messenger RNA of Culicoides brevitarsis, 919 nucleotides long. Its product is annotated as mite allergen Der p 3-like. The transcript has 2 exons. Bases 6 to 806 code for a protein of 266 amino acids. Gene Ontology annotation, biological process: proteolysis. Lineage: Eukaryota; Metazoa; Arthropoda; Insecta; Diptera; Ceratopogonidae. Gene Ontology annotation, molecular function: serine-type endopeptidase activity. The record is from RefSeq and is a predicted model, not a curated record.